Molecule: messenger RNA, 13765 nt
Organism: Porites evermanni
Lineage: Eukaryota; Metazoa; Cnidaria; Anthozoa; Scleractinia; Poritidae
Source: the annotation of a GenBank genome assembly
GCGGCGGACAAGUACUUUGAGGGAAUACGUGCAGAAAGUCUUUGCUUUUUUUGGCGAUAAAUGAAGGCAACCAAGAUGUUGCCGCGUCUUACAAUACCUCAGGCUUAUUUCUUUUCUAUACGACUCUCGCAUAACUUUCGAAGAGCGCUUUAACAGACGGCGAUGACCUCUACACCGGAGAGUUCGUCAGUCCCGAGUCAGGGAGAUCUGUUCUCCUUACUCGAUGCGGACAACAAACAUACUGUGGAAGAAACCAAGGCGCUGAUUCACGAAAAUCUUCAUUCGUCUCGUGAUCCAGGACUUUUGAACUCCAUGGUGGAGUUCUAUUUAAAGACUCGCUCGCAAGCCUGUCUGCAGAUACUGAGUGGAAUUCACGAAGCUCGUGCGCAGGUAUUUGUAACGUUACUAUCCCUCCGAAAGAUGAUACUUAUAGCCAUCGAUCGUUCCCCUUUUGAUCCGUAGUUGGCGAUCUGUUUCCCAGCGUUAUGAUCUUAUACUUAUAGUUCUUCUGUUUUUCAUUCAGGCGUUGUUUGAGAUAAUGAACGAGUGUCUUAAGCAAAAACACACUCGCUUGGACACAUUGACCCUAUCUGGUCAUAUCGUGCGGAAACAGGUAAACUAUUUAAAAUACUCAAUUAAUUUCUAUUUCUCGUGAUAUACGAAUCUGCACGCCUUAUUUCAGGAACAAGUGGUAAAAUCAAGCUUUGCACCAUGUUGCCAUCAUUGCUCACACGUGCUGCCAUGCUUCACAGAUUCACGAAGCGGAUUAUCCAGACACUGACGGUUUCCUCUGUUUGUCGUUGAUUGAACUUCUUUGCAGCAUGGGUUUCGGCCGACUUUGGAAUAUUUAUUAGCAAAAUGCAUUUAAAUGUUACGCAUUUCUAUAAGUAAAGCAAUGUGCAACAUUAAAUUGUUGUUUUAUGUUAUUAUUAUUGAGUACUCAUUGUGCAACAUUUGACCUGUGACUUUUGUCAAAAGUAGAGAGCUAUUUCAACCCCACAGAAGUCACGUAUAAGCGUAAAUUAGAUAGUGGGGUGUGGUGUGUGAAGUUGAUGCAAUAUUGAUCAAAUAUCCAUUUCUUGUUUUCAUAGUAUGAAAAGGCCUCUUCAACAUAUAUAUCCUCAAACACAAUGAACUAGCUACUAAGUGUGCAGCCAAGUUUUAUGUACAUGUAGCUCUGUUCAUGGUGUUUCAGCAGAUGAUGGAACACCCUCUAUUGUCUUUGAUAUAGUUUCUUAAGUUGUUUUUUUUGUUGGAGAAAUUCCAAAAACCAAAAUAUUGGCCAUAAUGCCAAGGAUUCAAGGAUCAGACCAUUUUCAUGGCUACAAUUUUCUUGUAUAAUGAACUCUUGCUAAUAAAGAUUUUUAGAACUGCGUAAGUCAAGGAAACACUGUUUUUAUUAUGUAUCAAACAAGGUGAACAGGGAGCAUAUAGUCAAACCACCAGUGAAUUUUGUGUAUAUUAUGAUGGUAAACACAGAAGAUUAGUUGACAUAAGUUACUUAACCCUUUAAGCCCCAGUACCCCACAUACAAAUUCUCCAAACUGAUCUCCAUACAUUUCCUCAAAGAAUUAGUUGAGAGAAUUUGAUAAUAGAUCAAGGCAUUUUCUCUUCGGUGAUCAUUUUAUUUAUUCUCAUUACUUAUCUCUUGACAGUAUAUGGAUAUUGUUAGGAGAAAAUUGAUCUUGGUCACUAUUGGGAUUAAAAGGGUUUAAGGACUUUUUUUGGUUUGUGGGUGGUGUCAGUACUGUGUUUAAGUGCACGUAUGUUUCUACAUGCAUGCACAUUGAGUGUCUUUAAAAUGUCAUAGCAAGAAGAGAUUAGGUGAAUGAAGCCACUAGCUAUAACAACUGUCUUAGUCUCUGUUAACCUUUUACAGCCUUCCUGGUUGUACAAGAUAAUCAAGACUCCUUUCUUUGAAACUCUCCUGAAGGUUAUGAAGGUAAAGGAUUGAUAUUAUAAAUAUUUACCUUGGUGAUCAUAUGGCGGGAUCAAGUAAUAUUAAAGAUUCCUUUCUGUAUUAGGAAACUGUUAAUGAAAAUGUACAAAUGUGGAAAUAAUAAAUCCCAUUUUUGGUGGCACUUAUGUCCAUGUCCAUGUAUAAUUUAUUUAUUAGAUUUUUGUUACCAAGAGGGGACCCACCAAGUUUUGUAUGGAAGGGGAAAGUACCCCCCACCCCCCCCCCAAAAAAAUACCCCCUUUUAUUUCCCUUGUCAAAGAAAGCAAAAUAUUUAUUUUCAAGCUACAGUUCUGUAUACUGAAUAUGUUUCCAACUCUUUUUUGUUUGCAUUGUACAUAAGUUAACCUUGGACACAAGAGCAAAAAAAAAUUUAUUACUAUUAAAUGUUUCUACAGGCUGACAAUGAUGUAGUGGUUUUAACAAGUGGCAUUUUAACGAUAACUACCCUCUUACCGCUGGUACCAGCCUCAAUUGGACACUGCUUGCAAGACUUGUUUGACAUUUUUACCAGGCUCUCGUCAUUCAGAGCUCGUCGACAAGGUAUUCUUCUUCCAGAAUACAAUCAAUCAAACCCAUCCAAAAGAACCAUGCUUAGAACCCUCUUAACCUUUUUUUCUCCUUUUAGGUAAUGCACCUGAAGUGUACCUUCUCUACCUGCAUGUUGCUGUUUAUAUGUUUUUUCACCGAUUGUAUGCCAUGUACCCAAACAACUUCUUGGCGUAUCUCAGGGCACUGUGCAAUGAGCCAUCUAAAUGGAAUAUCUUUCAGAACACUAUCAAGGUAAGGUGCAGUCUUACAGCUUUUGAACAUUGAUCAAAAACCUUAAGCGUGGCAAUAAUCGAUUAUGGAAAAUGUUCAACUAAUGAUCAUGAAAAAAUAAAUAAAAAUUUCCUGUUCAUUUCCUCUGAGGAAUUUUUUGUGAUUGUAAUAUCUGUUGAUGAUCAUAUGGCUGGUCUAUCUGAUUAUUUUUGAUGAUCCAUUCUGAAAUCUUAGCUUAUUUUAAAAGGACACCUGCACAUACCAAAACCUGUUUUUGGUUGAGUAAUGGGGUGUUGCUUUUUUGGGGGAAUUCACUUGAGAUGCACCUCAUUAUUUUGUGAAACAAUAAUAUUAAGGAGACUUGCUCAAAUUUUAACCAAUUUGCCUCUAACAUUGCCUCUAGAACAUGCCAAGUUACUAAAGAUAUUUUAUUGACACUUUUAGCCGAUGCUGGAACAUGUACGACUUCAUCCCUGUGUGAUAACAGAGACAGCACAUACAGAAACAGAAAAACACAGGUAAAUGAAGACCAUAAAAUAAUGAUCUAAUAGAUGCCCAGUGCAUCUAUUUAACUUUAGGGGUCCAAGCGGGGGAGCAGAUGGGAGGGGUUCAAAAGAGAGAGAUGUGUAUUCUUAUAACUUUAACAAGCUCAACAAAGCUACGUGUUUUUGGUGAAAAUAUCAAGAGUGUUUUAAAAAUAGAAGAACAUCCAUUCCAUCAAUAUUGAUAUCUCUAGGCCAUUAAGAGAUCAAUAUCACUCUUUCAAAUCCCAACAUCAAUGUCAGAAUCCUUGCUUAGGGCUAUUGUGUUGCCAUCGUUAGUCUAUACUCUGAACGUGACAUUGAACAGGAUGAAAUAUGCAAAGCCUUGUUAAUUAAGCAAGAAACUGAACGAAUUGAAUAAUUUUGCUCCUUUUCCCUACAGUGUAAUUCCUAGUAUUUUGGAGUAAUUUUCAUGGAGGAGGAUGGUUCUUUUGGACGGGAUGUUUUUACUAGAGAGGGGUUUCUAAUACAUUUUAACAGCAUAGAUGGGGCAUUUGUUAGAUAAGAGGCCUCUAUGUGGAUGUGGGCGACUAUCAGGUCAUUUACAGUAGUAGAAUUUGGCUCUGCUGUUUGGGAGAUCUUUAAAGUGUGAUCGCAUUAGCUUGGGAGCCAUAAAAAGCAGAGAACUGCAUGAAAAGGGGUAAUUAUUAGUACUUCCCUUAAUACUCUGUAGAUACAGCCUGUAGUAAUAAGGCCCGGUUAGGGUAAAAUCCCUACGACUAAGUGACAUGGCCUUGAAGCAGUGACAUAAGACAGAUGAAAUGGCAACAAACGACACAAACAUGGGUUGAAACUGUGACAGCAGUGAGAAAAAUCACAAAGUGGUACCUGCACAGUGACAUGGCCUCCUCUUCAAUAUGUGAAACGACUGACUGCGUUUGAAACUCAGAAUAGGGACAUAUGUACCCAACGCCCCCCCCCCCUCACCUAAGAAGGCCUCAGUUGUGGAACUGUUUAUGAACAGUAUUGUUGUGUACUUUAUCUCAGGUGGAGACAGAAAGAGCCCCAUGAUAUUGUUAUAGAGUGCAUGAAAGUCUCGUUGGAUCCAAUCGACAGGAUACAGGAGAAAGGAACAUUUUUGUUGUCAUCAUCAUCCAGACAUAGUCUUCAGGAACUUUUAGCUGAUAAAUCCAGCAGCUCUAAUUUCACAGCAUCGAGUGAAAGUCAAGGACAGGAAACUGUGAGAUCACGGGAGCGUCGCAUGUCAGACUCGGCAACGCAGACUGGCAAAUCACUACAGAGUGGUGACAGUGGAAUAGACUCUUGUAAUACUCCAGUUAUUUUGUCAGACAAAAUUAUGACGGGGUGGAGCCCAUCAGAAGUGUGUCAGCUUAGUACCCCACCUUCCUCACAAAUGUCUCCAUCAACCAGCAACCCUGACCUGUGGAGCUCAGUGAAUAUUCACUCUCAUUGCAGUACGCCAGGAGCCACAGUUACUCCAGAGCAAUCACCAACAUCAUCGAUGAGUGGGGACAUAGGCCAUCAGCAUGGAUGCUCAAGUUCACCUUCCAUGUUUGGGAGUAAAGUAAGAGCUGGUGUUUCAGUAGGGAUGUCUAGUGGCAGGGGGACUCCAGUUAGGGGCGCUAAAACCUCCAGUCACGAGGGACAGUUAACAAACGCUUUGUCUUCUGCUUUAGCACAGCACAGUCAUGAAUCAGCUGCUGAAGCUCUUGAUGAGCACCAAACCUCAACCCCAAAAGAUGUGGCAAAGAGAGAGGAAGGGAAAAGAAUUGAAACUUCAGUGGAGGAAGUGCCCCAUGGUACAUUUACUAUUUCCUCCUCAACAAGUGUUUCAAGUACUCUUGAAGGCCAUAAUAAAGAAAUAAAAGACCACCAUGAGAUACCUAAUGCAGGGCAUUUGGACAGUAGUAAAAUCUCACCGAAAGAAGAGUACAGAGACUUAAGUGAGCAUGAGUUUUUUCCCUUGGAAUUAAGUGAACACAAGGCCCUUGAAUCGCAUCAGGGUAACAUUACUACUGAUUGGUUGCCGGAUUCUUUCACACCUGUUUUGACUCCAGUGGCUGGGCAAUCUCUGGACACUGUGACGUUAAAGAACUCACCCCAUGUAAAAGAUGCCUCUUUGUCAACAGAACCAGAGGAAUCUCAACAUUCUGCACAGCAAUCUGGAUUUGAUUCUGAUGGACUGUUGCAUAGCAAACACCAUCAGGAUUAUGAUGCCAGUACUAAAGGGCAUGAAAGCAUAGAAGCUAAUAAGAGUGAAACCAGCUUCGCAUCUGAUGAAAUAUCCUUAGACUCAUCAAAAUUCCAUGGCACUGUUCCUCAUGAUGCAACACAAAAUCACCACCAGUCGUUAGCAGACUUGAUCCCCUCAUUUCCUCAGCUGUUGCCAUUGUUUAGAGGUGAACAGAAAUGUGCUGUGGGCAGUUGCAUGACUCAUGAAGAUGACGCAAGUUUAUCUAGACCUCAGCAGCAUUUGUUGUCAAGCGCACCAAGCCCUGUGGAAAUCCUUGAUAGCUACCUCAAAACAGGAAGCAGUUUGCACUAUGGCGAGCUCUCCAGGUAGGUACUCUUUAUGUCAGUGGCCAAAAUUAUUCUAGAGAUGAAUUAUCCAUCUAAAGAAUAAUUUGUCUGAGUAUAAAUCUGAGAAAUGAAUUUAGAUGAAUCUUAGGUGUAAACUUGGUUUGCUUGUGGAUGCCAUCUUAAACAUCUCAUAUCCCAAGAAACCUUGUGAAUAAAUAGAUCCUAGCCACUCUAAAGUCAAAACUAAGCAGAAACCCAUCUUUUUUUCCCUUCUAGAUUUAAAUUUAGAGAUCUGUCUGAGACUAAUUAUUCCUCGGUCAGCAUGUCAUUACAGACAUGCAGACAGAUUCAUCAAUUUGGAUGCAAAAUUCAUCUAAACAAUGGAUUUAUUCAUGUAUCUAGACAAUUUAUCUGUCUAAGAUGGAUAAUUCCUGUUAGAUGGAUAAUUCGUCUCUGUUAUAAAGUUGGCCAGUCAAAUGGUGUUUGUUGUCUCUAUAUUGUCACUACAGUCUCCUACUAUUAGGGAGCUUAUAUAAUCACCAUGGCAACAACAGCUAACACGUGGCUAUUUAAAAGACUUUUUUUAAAACUUUGUUGUGAUUUAAUUACGACUCACCUAAACAUGUUAAAUGUAUUUGAAUUUCCCUGGAACUGAAUUAUUGCUGACUGAACCCAAGUUUAGAAGGAUCUACAUGUAGAAAGAUUCUAAAAUUGAGGUUUUGGAUGUAGCAAAGUUUAUCCUGUUUUGUUAUUAUUGUUCCACAGGGUGCCUCUUGUUAGUCACGCUGAUACUGCUUGGACACAUUAUGGAGGUAAGCCUGUUGAACGUUUGUAGACAAAGCUUUGUGUAGUUGCACCUAUUUAAUAUGCUUUUAAUAGCUUAAUUUUAAAUUUAGAUUUAUUAAAGGACAUUUGACCCUUUUUGGGGUUACUCUAAGAUAAACUCAGUCAACUCUGGCCGUAUCUCCCAGGGGAUUUUGGAGGCCUACUCUUCCACCUUUGGGAAAAGUUUGAACAUUUGAAGCACGAAAGUGAAUGGAUGCUUUCUAAAUUUUCCAAAUUUGCCAUAAAGCACCCCUGCUUAAUAGGGAGUGACUAAAAUGGGUAACAUUGUUACCCGCUAAGUGGCUUAACUGGAAAACAUCAUACUGUAUUCAAGAAGCAAGAAUGUUUCUCACGUGGCUUAAUGAGAGUAUCUUUCAUCUAUCAUUUCUCAUUUUUUCCAUCUUUUUUUUUGCCAAGAUUGUUUCUUUGUAGCUAAACAGGGAAACAUUCUGAUUUGCAACAAAGUUUCAAUCUGCCAGGGUAUUUUUCUGCUUUAGCCAACCCAUAAAGAGAGUUGAUCUGCUGCACUACCAUAUGGUUAUCUCAGUAGGCAGUGCAAAAGUUAUUUUAAAGGAACAGAUUGUUAACCUAAUGGGCCAAUUUCGAUACUUGGCUCUAAUCACAUCAAAGUUCAGGGGUGAAUAUAGUUGGUCUAUUGACUACAGUGUGAUUGUAAUGUGCAUUUGUGUUAUUAAUUCAGGUGAGCCUCCAGUAGAUGAAGUGGAGAUCAUGCGAGGGCAAGUCAAGUUACUUCAUAACCAGCUACUGUUUGAGCGACACAAAUGUGACUUGCAUGCUAUUCGUAACAGGCGACUCAUCGGCAAGACAUUCAAGGCUGUACAACAUCAAGAAGAGCUGCUAGCAACUGUGAGUGUGCUAUCUGGUGUCAAUUUAAUAAAACUUUUACAAGUGUAGCCCUUGUUUUAGAGUCCGACAACAACUUGUAAUUUACACUAACUUGUAAACAUUUUAUUAAAUUGACCUCUGGUUUGAUAAACAUCUCACCUCUCCAUACAUGGGAAGUGUCAGUUUAUUUCUUACAUGCACUGACAUCAAAGCUGAGUUAUGCUAAUUAUGAAAAAUCAUGUACUGCCUAAUUCUUUUAUGCAAGUAACGCAUAACUAUAAAUUCAUUGCUUGAGGUAAAGAAAUUGGAUAUUUUGAGGAUCAAACUAGAAGUCACCAGAGUAAAAUUGUAAACUAGUAACCUAAAGGUUACAUAAAUCUAUUAUUAUCAUUAUUUGUUAAUUAUUACCACACAAGAUUUAAAUGGAGCUGUCUAAUAAAAAAAACACAAUGCACUGACAUCAAAGCUGAGUUUUGCUAAUUAUGAAAAAUCAUGUACUGCCUAAUUCUUUUAUGCAAGUAACACAUAACUAUAAAUUUGUUGCUUGAGGUAAAGAAAUUGGAUAUUUUGAGGAUCAAACUAGAAGUCACCAGAGUAAAUUGUAAACUUAACCUAAAGGUUACCUAAAUCCAUUAUUAUUAUUAUUUUUUUAUUACCUCACAAGAUUUAAAUGAAGCUGUCUAAUAAAAAAGAUAAUUAUCAUUAUUAUUAUUAUUAAUUUAUUGUUUAAAAAGUAUUAUUAUUUAACGAAGCAAAAGCAGAAUAUUAAUAAAGUGGUGGCUUUCCUUGUUUAUUGUGUCAUUGUGGAAUUUUUUAUUUAAAAAUGAUGUUGUCAUAUGACUCUCAGGUACAUGUCACAGGACCUCUUAGGUCAAGCUGGCCUUAUACAUAUUUACACUGUUUUUUCCUCCAUGUCUCUUAUAUGGGAACAGAAAGAUCAACUCAGGCUUCAAGAGGAUAAAAUGAGAGAAUUGACUGAUGCCCUUAAUAAACAAGUAGAAGAAAACAGGUAUAGUAAUUAUGACACACAAUUAACUAAAAGUACUUGUCAAGUAUUUAAAGAACUUCUUUAAGAACAGCCUUUGCUUAUUCCUUUUAAACUUUGUACUCACUGUGUACUUUGCCCAGAUGUCAGCUCUGUACUUCUACAGUGUAUGCAUUCCAAAGUAAUAAUGUUUUGGAGGCUUGUUUUGAUUUAUAAAUUACAGGACACACUAUUGUUAGCUGCCACUGUCUGAUCAAUGUGUUGCUGUAAAUGGAAAAAUGAUACCAUUCAGUGUUUUUUUAAGCUUGCUGAUUUAUGAUGAUUAUAUAAUACAUGUACCAGACCCCCUCCAGCCUCCACCUUUCGUUACUACAUGUACAAUGUAACACCUUCCCCUGCUGGGACUAAAUUUUGAAAACUGUUAUGUUUUGAUGUGUCCGCCAAUAAAAAUUACUUCCACUGAGGCGGUCAAAAUGUCUUUGACCUUGUUUUCUUUUGUCACCUACUGUCUUCAAAUGAACAAGUUUUUUUUUUCAUUUUUUUUAGAUAUAGAUAAUAAAAGAUGUAAUAAAAAUUGAUUGUAAGCCACUUUCACGCAACUUUGAUGUUUUUCAUUUUUUUUGUUUUGUUUUUUCGGGGGUAGGGUUAGGUUUUUUGUCACAAAUUCUCCUGUCUUAUAAAAAUGGGAAGAUUAAAAAAAACAUAAUUCAGCAAAGCCAAAAUAUCAAAAUAAAACCCACUGCAAGGGGGUGAAACUGGUUGUACCAAAGUUGAUUUCCAGUCUAUGUUAUUAAACUAAACAAAAAAUGUACAAAAUCCUGCAAUUACUGUUAAUUGUCAAACUGAGCAGUUAAAGUUUCAAUGCAACAAUAUUUACAGUUAGCUUAAUUUCCACAAUGCUUUUAGACUGAUUUUGUGCAAGAGUGUGGUCAAUAUUUUCUGGAAAACGUCCACAUCUUGGUUUUAAAUGGUACCCAAAAGUUCCUCUACUGGAGAAGAGCACUGCAAGCAGUUACUAAAUACAGACCCAAAACUCAGACAAACAAAUUGAAAUUAACAUCAGCGAAUUCCUCAUUUUUGUCUGACUGUUGUCAUUAAAAUGUCAUGUUUGCCUGUCUUUUGUCAUUAAAAUGAGAAAAAUGACAAAACUCAGACAAACAUUGCAAAUUAGUCACUUUGACGUAAUUCGUGUGCUACGCUAUUGAUAGAGUGGGAAAAUUUGCUUAGAAUACAUUUUGUGACUUUGCUCCUUUUUAUGCAGAAGAUUUAAAUCUAUUGCAUCAAGCUGGGAAAGUCAUCAAAGGACAGAACUCAGGUUUGGCUUUCAUUCUAUCUUCUUAGACUGUUACAGUGAGUGUUGUCUCUGUCACUUGUGUUGUCCAUGUGACGGGUGUUGUCUCUGUAACUUGUGUUGUCCAUGUGACAGGUGUUGUCCCUGUAACUUGUGUUGUCCAUGUGACAGGUGUUGUCCCUGUAACUUGUCUUGUCCAUGUGACAGGUGUUGUCCCUGUAACUUGUGUUUUCCCUGUGAUGGGGGUUGUCCUUGUCAUGGGUGUUGUCCCUGUGACGGUUGAUAAGUGAUGUCCCUCUAAUCUCUGAUAGGUGUUAUUGUGACAAGCAUUGUCCCUGUGACUAGCGCAGUCCCAGCUACAGAUGGUAUCAGUGUGACAGGGGUUCUCCUUGUAACAGGUGUAACCCCUCUGAUAAGUGUUGUCCCUGUAAUGAAUGCUGUCCCUGUGAUGGGUGUUAUCGGUGUAUUAAUUUUAUUUAUGUGUCUCACAGUCUGUCGGCACAUACAGUAAUGUAUGUACAAAGACGAGACAUGUGGCCUUAAACCACUGACUGUAGUCUCCACGGAAUUUUUAACUACCAGUUAUCUCAUACUGUCUGAAUGAAUCUGCAUGUGGUAUUGAUCACUGCAGCUUACUUGUCAAUCAUUCAAUACUUCUCAGGAAUUUGUUGAAUGAGAAUGCUCAACUGAAGUAUAAAGAAAAGGAGCUACUAGAGAAACUUGAAGCCCAGCAAAAAGGAUUUGAUACCAAGCAAACAGUAAGUUUGGUGAAAGGCAUUUUAUAACUUUGUGUGGCAGAAGUUGGCCACCCAUGGAAAGGGAAUAGGAAGCUUAAGCAAAGUCAUUUUUUUAGCGACACGUGUGAACUGGAAGUGUGGGCUUUUCCUUUUAAAGUCCCUUGGCUUUACAGGGACAAUUUUUUUUUUGUCCAAAAAAAAAUGGUGCAGAACCACUGGCCAAGAAUACAAAAAGUCUAUCUCUUGUUGACAUGUGUCACCCAAGAAUUGAGUUCUCUAUUAUUAUCCCUGAGUGGCAAUAGGCAGGGAGGGAGGGGUGAGGGCCUCUAGUUCAAAAGAGGGGCUGGGUGGGUGCGGAUAAGAAAAAAAAAAAACUUUCCCAGGGGAUACAUGAAUGUUUUCUGUCAGGUCACUAAUGGAUCUUUAAUUUAUUCACAAAUAAUUUAUUAUUUUACCGCAGUUGUCACUUCUGAUGGUUUUGUUUGUUCAUGUAUUUUAAUAUUUUUUUUAUUAUUAUUAUUUUAGGAAAUUCAUCAGUUGAAGGCAAGAAUUUUCACUUUGGAAAAUGAGCUAGAUAGACUGAAAGUUCAAGCAUUAGAAAAAGAACAGCUGUCAAAACAGGUAAAAUGGGUGUCAUAUUUUGUCUUUGUACACAGUAAGAAAAUUUUUAUCUUAAUUAUAGACAGAGGCAGGCGCAGUUUUAAAAAAGUGCUGCAAGAGAAGUAUACCUUAAAUUUAUGAUAACAAUAGUCAAUACAUCAUUGCUUCUAAGCAAAGUACUGUUAUUUUUCCUUUUGUCUUGAAUUUUUGACAACUUUGAUGAGUUCCAGUAAUUAAAUGCAGAAGAAACUUCAAGACGUCCUGAAGGUGGAGCAAUGUGUACUUCCUUUGAAAUAGCAUUACUCUGCCUCUAAAAUGUUGUGUACACGUUGAGCACAUUGUGUUAGCUUUUGAAUAUUUUGUCAAAUUACCCGUACACCCUUCAAAGCUUGGUCAUGCACAAAAGGCAAAAUUCAAGACUGACAGUUUUUGGCGAAAACUUCCCCCUCCACUUAACCACUCACUUUAAUUGCCUCCUUCCUCCAUGUUUUUUCCUUGGUUUUGUUUUGUUUUGUUGGUGUUGUUUUGUUUUUUAUUUUGGUUUGAAUGAUUCUGUCCCCCUGCACAAGUUGGGCAUGAAAGUUAUCCGUGCAAUUAGAAUUCUUCACAAUUUUUGGUAGUAGGGACUCAGGUCUUCAAGGGUGGUUACAGGCAUUUAAGGUGUGAAUGUGCUAAAAUAUUCUUACUUUAACACAGGUCAAUCAACUUGUGAUGGAACUUUUAAUAAUGGGUGAGCUUAACCAGCAACAAAAAGACACUAUUCAGAAAUUAACCCUUGCUGAGGGACAGAAUCCUGAAAGCAGUAUGCAUUUACAUGGCUGUCAUAGAGAAUUAGGGGGUAAGUAAGCUUAUCAUUAUCUGUAAAUGUGUAUCUUAAGUCUAGAACUGGUCUUUUGUUCAUGUCCCCAGGGCGCAAAGAAAGUCUAGCCCCAUGUUAUUUCAACUAGCCCCAAAAACUUUUUGAUGAGCAGAAUUAUUUCAUAGUUCAUCUGUAAUUUGAAUUCCUCAAAAAGUCAUCAGGAUUUUUGAGAAAUGGCUUCCAAGGCCCUCUAUGUGUGUAUGCACGUGUAUGUAGCCAUGGUCAAAAAUGUUUUUUUUCCUCUUCCAGUUGCAAAGCAAACAUUGAAAAAGCAGAAAGCUGAACUAGAUGCAUUAACCUCCAAACUAGCAGAAAUGGAAACACAAAUCUCCAACAAGGUGAUGUGUAAAAUAAAAAUUUAAUUAAUUAAUUAAUUUAUUUAUUUACAUAAUUAGUGAAAUGAAGUAAAAUAUUAGUCUUUUGAAAGUGAAAACAGUAGUUAUACUUGUAAGAACUGUUAUGUUACGUGUGUUCCAUCCAUUUUGAAUUAUAAAGUCAUUCAUUCCUCCUUUGUGGUAUAAAAGCCCAGGUUGUUUGUUAUCCCAACAUAGCUUUCAAUUGGCUAUCAGAGUGUGGCAUGCUUUCAUAUUUUUCUUUUAGAUGUUUAGUAUUUAUUUUCCAUUUCUUAUAUUAAUUUCUUAUUUGAAAGUCAUACCAGUUCUGUCACCCUUUUCAGGAUUUUGAAAUAAGAGAAAUGAAAAAGUUCACUGAGGGAUUAAAAGGAACAUAUGCUGGGAAGAUACAGGUGAAGUUAUGUCUAAAAAAUAAUGAUUAUUUUGAUAAUGCCUCAGAGGACUUAGCAGGGAACAUCCUCAAUCUACAUAAUACAGUCAAACUUUCAUGCGCAACCACCUCUGAUAAGUAACCACCUGCAAUAAGCAACUACCUGUCCAAAACACCAAAAUUUUCCCAGUCAAAGCCUUAUUUCCUCGCAAAAUAUCUUUGAAUAAAUUCAUGUUUAAUACAGCUCAAUCAGCUUUAAACAACGUUUGCUAGUGGAAGUGUCAUGAAAAAGGUAUUAAGUUAAAUACUUUUCUGGGAAUGUAUAUAGUCAUCCUCAGUAGUGUAGUGGUAGGGGUAAGUUGCACCAAACAGGAGGUGCGGGGUUCAAUCCCCAACCAAUUACCCAUUUUCUUUCUUUCUUUCUUUCUUUUUUUGUUGUUGUUGUUUUGUUUUGUGUUUUGCUUAUUUUUUUGUUUGUUCGUUUGUUUUUAUGUAUUUUCUUUUUCCUAUUGGCUUCUUUCCAUUUCUUCCUACUUAUGGCCCUUAGCAUCUGCUUCGCAAGGCUCUGCGAUUGACGUAUUUCUUGUAGUACUGUUGGAAUGCUUUGUAAACGACCACCUCCUAUGAGCGACCAUUGCCGCUUUUUGGGGAGAGACGGCUCUUUGUAUGCUGUAUGUCAAUGCUACUUUGAUUAGUACAUAAAGAACUUUUUGAGACAAUAUGAAAAUACUUGUAUGUACGGCAACAUAGAAAUUGCAUGCAAUAAAUUAUCUUCCAUAAAGUAGUUGUGUCUGGACCUCUUCUCAAAAGAGACACCCUGUGGUUCGACUCUUAUAAGUGACCACUUCCUGUAAGCAACCACCAAAGUCUUUGGAUUUUAGGUGCUCAUUUAUAGGAGCUUGGAUGGUAAUUAAAGAUUAAAUAUUCUUUGUAUCAUACUCAAACUCAUCCAAUGAAAAAUAGUUUUAUUUUUUGGUUAUUAGUAUAUAAUAACAAUAAUAAUUUAUUUAUUAAUCUAUUUUUAGAGUCUGGAAGAAAAAUAUGCUGCCCAAAGGAAGGUAACGCAAGCCUUGGAAUCUUACAUUCUUGACCUGCAAGCUGUGGAUAGUGCAAGAAGAGAGAAGAUUGAGAGGGAAACAAUGCAACCUGACCCUUAG